AUGGGAGCUCUCGGGAUUGCGGUAGCUCGCAUUCACGUGAUCGAGUUCCAAAAACGUGGCCUUCCCCAUGCACACAUACUCGUGAUUCUCGCCGAGGAAGACAAACCGCAGACCCCGGCAGACUACGACAAGUUCGUGUCUGCCGAACUUCCUAAUCCUGCAACGUCGUCGCAACUGUUUGAGACGGUACAGAGCUGUAUGAUGCAUGGACCGUGUGGGGCUGCCAAACCUGCCGCACCUUGCAUGAAGGAUGGUACAUGCGAAAAAGGGUUCCCAAAGUCAUUCUGUGAACAGACGCGCAGCAUGGAUAAUGGCUAUCCACAGUACCGUCGUCGUAACAAUGGGCGCAGUGUGACGGUGAAAGGAAUCGAGCUGGACAACCGGUACGUCGUGCCCUACAACCCAUGGUUCACGCAUAAGUACAAUUGCCACAUCAACGUUGAGGUGUGUACUUCGGUCAGCAGCGUGAAAUAUUUGUACAAAUACGUGUACAAGGGGCACGACCGUCUGAGCGUUACCCUGGCGGUAGGCAACGAUGAAAUUCAGCUGCAUAUCGAUGCACGCUACCUUUCACCGACGGACAGCUGCUGGCGAAUAAUGCGCUUUGAGUUGCAAGCAAAAACGCACACCGUUGUUACACUGCCUAUCCAUCUGGAAAAUCAACAGAACGUGUUUUUCCGGGCAAACGAAACCGUUUCAGCGCUGCUGUACCACGAUGUCCCGACGUACUACCGGUACGCGAAACCAACUGCGAACCAGCGACUACCGUGGCAGGAACCGGGAACAAAGCACUGGAUCCGUCGCAUACGUACCGGGCACAAGACAGUGAUCGGCCGAAUGGUGUCCUCUAGCAUGCAGCUUAUGGAACGCUACUGCUUGCGGUUGCUUCUUUGCUACCGCAAGGGUCCAACAUCGUACGAGGAUCUGCGUACUGUUAACGGUUCGGUGUGCGAAACGUUUCAGCAGGCUGCCAUCAACGAAGGGCUGCUUCAGGAUGAUUCCGAGUGGGAUCGUGCUCUAGAAGAAGCGGCCACUUAUCGUAUGCCCGCCCAGUUGCGCCAUUUCUUCGCACUCAUCCUUUCGUCUGGGAUGCCACAAAACCCGCGCACCCUGUGGGAAAGCUAUGCGAGUGAAAUGAGUGAAGAUUUUCACCACCGCAAUCGCGACCGGUACACGACGGAGGAAUCCGACCUGAAUAAGCUGUUACGUGAUGUUGAACACUUCCGGGCGCUGAGUGACAUCGAUCGCUACCUGCGCGGUACGACGCCAUCGAAGGAUUUGACCAGUUUCCCAGGAAUGCCUCAGCUUUCGGAGUAUGAACACGUUCAGGCACACAUCAUGGACGAUGAUGAUGUGAACGAGUUCAUUAUCGCUGAACGAUCGUAUCUGAUCACGGAUCUCGAUGCUACCCUUGCCACCGUACAUCAGCUCAACCACAAACAACGCAUGGUGUACGAAACGGUCACGGCGGCUAUCGAUCGUCAAUUAGCGACGGCGGCAAGCCAAGCGAACGCUGGUGACCAACGGUUAUUCUUCCUGGAUGGCCCUGGUGGAACGGGUAAAUCUUUUUUGGUAGAAAAGAUACUGGCACACGUCCGUCGCUGUGGAGGAAUUGCGCUCGCAACUGCAGCAAGCGGCAUAGCAGCACUGUUGCUUACAGGAGGGAAAACAGUACACUCCACGUUUAAGUUGCCGCUGGAGUUAAACAAUCAUUCCACCUGUAGCAUUUCGGUUCAGUCGAAACGGGCCGAAAUGCUUCGACAAACAGUACUGAUCGUUUGGGAUGAGGCGUCGAUGAGCAGUCGGUUUGCUCUCGAAGCAGUCGAUCGGACCCUGCAGGACAUAACGGGUGUGCAGCUUCCUUUCGGCGGUAAGGUGGUGCUGCUGUCCGGUGACUUUCGUCAAAUUUUACCGAUCGUACCGAAGGGCACGGAUGCACAAAUCAUCAACGAGUGCAUCAAGAAGAGCACAUUAUGGCCCCUGUUUAGGUCGCUACAAUUGGGCGAUAACAUGCGGGUACGCACGGCACCAAACGCGAACCAAGACAGUGAGUUGCGAGAUUUUGCCAACCUUCUGCUUCGUAUCGGUGAAGGACCGCACGGUACGUUUGCAGGACUGGAUCCAUCGUUGGCAAAAAUACCGCACGAUAUGAAUGUGCCCCAUACUGCGAAUCCGACAAACGACCUUAACACCCUGAUCGACAAAAUCUAUCCGGACAUGCAACGGCACUUCCAACAUCCGUCAUUCUUUUCGGAUCGGGCUAUUCUGUCGCCGCUUAACGUGGAUGUUGCCAGCGUGAACAACCUGGUCCUAGACCGAAUACCUGGACCGGAACAGGAGUACCGUUCGGUCGAUACAUUGGUCAACCCGGAGGAACACGAGCAUCUGCAACAUCCUUCCGAAUACUUGAACACACUCAAUGUCAGCGGCAUCCCAGUGCAUCGCUUGCGGCUGAAACGAUUUGCACCAGUACUUUUAUUGCGCAAUCUUAAUUCCGACAUGGGAUUGUGUAACGGUACGCGUUUACAAAUUGUAGACCUAAAGCGAAACUGUUUACACGCUAAAAUUCUGACAGGCACGCGGAGAGGCGAAGACGUCCUGCUUCCACGGAUCUUCUAUGACAGCAACGAUAAGGGUCACCCGUUCCAGAUCCGCCGUAAACAGUUUCCGGUGCAAGUGUGCUUUGCGAUGACCACCAACAAGUCGCAAGGGCAAUCGCUUCACCAUUUGGGCCUAUAUAUGCCGCAAGAUGUUUUCGCCCAUGGCCAGCUAUACGUUGCACUCUCGCGGGUGACAUCACGAGCGAACAUUGCUGUGCUGAUAACGAACCCGAAACGCGCUGACGAGGAAGGUGUCUCCACAAGCAACAUUGUCUACCAAGAGGUCGUUGACAGGUGA
Anopheles gambiae (African malaria mosquito) is the source of this 2898-nucleotide messenger RNA. RefSeq lists its product as uncharacterized. The record is from RefSeq and is a predicted model, not a curated record. Gene Ontology annotation, biological process: DNA repair; telomere maintenance. The transcript has 2 exons. Gene Ontology annotation, molecular function: DNA helicase activity. The coding region runs from base 1 to 2898 and encodes 965 amino acids. NCBI's taxonomy places the organism in Eukaryota, Metazoa, Arthropoda, Insecta, Diptera, Culicidae.